UUAUUUUAAAUAUUCCAGUUCAGUUGUCUUAAAGUUAGCUUGAUUCAGAGGCCCAGCAGCCCCAAGGUAAGACAAUCAUGAUUUCAGGCAAACUCCUUUUCCUCUUCCAAUUUUGUGUUUGUGGGCUCAGUUCUCAUGCUACUGGCAGUUAGGAGCACAGUGUUUACAGCAGAAUUAGAGAUGUUGAUUGUUGCUCCUUAUAGAUUGGUGUGAAAGGCACAGACCACAAGUUUUCAACUUGUAUUUUGCAAAUACGCUUGGCUGUUGGGAUCCCUUGGGAAUUGUCGCGAGGUUUUGGAUUCUGAUACCUCACAGGCACUUUGCAGAGAUGCUAUUAGAAGCCACCACAUGCUUAUCUAAUCAGGUGGAAUCAAUUACAGGAUUCUUUGGCACAUGAGUGAACAGCUAGGGCACCUGGGAAGCUAUGGAAGCUUUGAAGCUGCCAUAGGAAGAGCCACCACUCCAGAUCAAGCCCCGGCACCAGCUCGACCAUAUCAGGGUGUCCGAGUGAAGGAGCCAGUGAAGGAACUGCUGAGGAGGAAGCGUGGCCAUGCCAGCAGCGGGGCAGCUGUUGCACCAACUGCGGUGGUGCUGCCCCAUCAGCCCCUGGCAACCUACACCACAGUGGGUCCUUCCUGCCUUGACAUGGAGGUCUCUGCUUCCACAGUGACAGAGGAGGGGGCCCUGUGUGCCAGCUGGCUCUCCCAACCUGCCCCAGCCACCCUCCAGCCCCUGACCCCAUGGACACCCUACACCGAAUAUGUGUCCCAUGAAGCUGUCAGCUGCCCCUACUCAGCCGACAUGUAUGUGCAGCCUGUAUGCCCCAGCUACACAGUUGUGGGGCCCUCAUCAGUGCUGACCUACGCCUCCCCACCACUCAUCACUAAUGUCACGACAAGAAGCGCUGCCACGCCCACCAUGGGGCCCCCGCUGGAGGGUCCCGAGCACCAGGCACCCCUCACUUAUUUCCCGUGGCCUCAGCCCCUUUCCACGCUGCCUACCUCUACACUGCAGUACCAGCCUCCAGCCCCAGCCCUGCCUGGACCCCAGUUUGUCCAGCUCCCCAUCUCUAUCCCUGAGCCAGUCCUUCAGGACAUGGACGACCCCAGGAGGGCCAUCAGUUCCCUGACCAUCGACAAGCUGCUUUUGGAGGAAGAGGAUAGCAACACCUAUGAGCUUAACCAUACCCUCUCUGUGGAAGGCUUCUAGGGUUUGCUUCCCACUGAGAAUCCUAUUCCCUGCAACUGGGAUUUAAAAACGAGCCUGGAAUUUUAGCCCAGAUUCAUAUCUGUUUGGAAUAGCCAUUUCUUUUUACUCAAAAUUAGAAUUGUAGACUUCCCUGUGUUUUCCCCUCCUUUUCUUUCUCUUUCCCCUCCCUCUCUGCCUUCCUUCCCUUUUCUCCCCACCCCAUAGGGAUAUUGGAAUAAUAUUUUAUGCCACAUGUCACCUGAUGUGUGGCCCAGACAGUCCCAUUUCUGUUCAGUGUUAUUCCUUAGAGAAGACCCCCUCUAUCCCGUGCCCACUGCUUUGAGGUAGCAGCAGCAUGGUGUAUCUGUCCUAGGGCCAGUAAUGCCUUCUAACAUUUUAAGAUGCUUGCAGGGAGCCCAUCCCUGCCAGCACCUCCCAGGUGAGGCAGCCAAGGAAAGACCUGAUGCCAGAAUCCUCGAGUUGUCAGUUCCCACAGUUGCUUUUUUGUUUGCUGUUCUCAGCCUUGGCCGGAUUUAGGGUCGAUCUAGGCAGCAAAGGCUCAAGCCUGGGGCUCAGUGUACUGACAGGGAGGGGUGGGAAGGAAACACCCAGAACAUAAGGAUGCCUGGCCCUCUCUGUGCUGGUGACUAGCAGAAGGGGAGGAGAUGAUGGAGCUGCAUUGGCCCACUGGGGACCUCAGGAUACCAGAGCUGCUGUGUGGAGCCAGAACUGCUUUUGUGAGGAGGGUGGAUAGGGGUGAGUGAGAGACAGAAAGGGACAGAGUAGGGAUGGGAGCACAUGUGUGUGUGUCUGUGGCUGGGGAGGGGUGAAUAGAGAGGGGAGUUUGGGUUUUAUGGAAAGAAAAAGGCAGAGGAAUGAUUUACCUCUAGCUUAGUUGGUGACUAAGAAGGACAAUAAACUUAGGAGAAAUAUUGAUUUAAAAGGUGGGUUUGAAGCUGUUGAGGAUACAGGGAAAGCUGAGUUGUAGUAAACAGGAUGAAUGAUGUGCUUGGUUGUUUCUGCCCCUCUCGAGAUCCUCUGCCAUGACCCCCUGAGGUCUAGUGGUGAGGAGAUCUUUGCUUAGUGCUGUUAUAUGGCUUUAUUUUUUAUUUUUUAAAAUCUUAAAUCAUCCAAAGCCACAAUUACAUGGAGCCAAGGCUUCUUCCAUCCAAGCACCAUCCUUCCUGGGGAUUUAUAGAGCCUCAGCCAGAAGUACCAUUAGGUUUCAUUUGAAAUUUUAUUUUAUCUUUUUUUUUCCUGGAGAAGCAUCAGAUUUGUAGGUGAUCAAGCACGGUUGUCGCUUAGCUCCUGAAAGUGGCUAUGUGCCUUGGGAACUGGUGCAUUGUCUGCUAAUGACACCACUAUUACUGUUAGGCAGACAUUUUAGCCAGUGGAAUCUAUGGAGAAGUAAUGACUUUUCUGGGAAAUGAUAAUUUGAAUUAUUUUCUUUACCAUUUCAGAUUAAAAACUCUGGAGAAAGUUGUCACUUUUGGACUCUUUUUCCUGUUUUGGGUUUAUUUUGGCCCUGAUUUCUCAGUAUCUUCCUAAAAUCCUAGGACACAUAUCUUGAAUUAUUUUUAUUCAGAUGUAAUGUUUAGAUUUAAAAGCUUAAGACAUUUUAGAUGAUAAAUAUACAUCUUGGUAGUGAUGGUAAGCAAGCAAAAAAGAGAGGAGAUCUGUCUGAUGAGCCUUAGUUUCCAUAAAAACACUAUGCAAGAUUUUCCACCUACUUGAUGAUGUGGGAAGAUGCAGAAGUAACCUCCACAAUGGGUUAAGCUUGGUAAAAACUAGCAAGGAAUUAAAGUACUUUAUGUGUUUGCUAGGAUUGAAAUAGUAUCUUUUCCCUUUCUUAAAACUCACUGUCUUGAUAGUAGUAAUCAAUUAAGGUUUCUUCCUGGGUUAUUGUGUAAAGAUGGAAACAUUUUUCAAUAAAGAUUUGUACAGAC
Heterocephalus glaber (naked mole-rat) is the source of this 3134-nucleotide messenger RNA. The record is from RefSeq and is a predicted model, not a curated record. NCBI's taxonomy places the organism in Eukaryota, Metazoa, Chordata, Mammalia, Rodentia, Bathyergidae.